Messenger RNA from Symbiodinium sp. CCMP2456, 1842 nucleotides. The record is from the annotation of a GenBank genome assembly. Lineage: Eukaryota; Dinophyceae; Suessiales; Symbiodiniaceae.
AUGGCAUAUCCAAGCAGUGCUGUGAACGAAUCCUCUGCCGGAAGCAGUCCAGGUGGCCCGCAGCGGGAGAACGGCGACCCUCAGGCCCUCUGGCAAGCGAAGGCGAUUCUCGUCCGAGACGUGUCCCUGGAAGCUUUGAGAGCUUGGCUGGCUUCUCCUGGCAGCGAUGUCGAGAAGGCGCUUCGGAAGGCCAUGCGCAUCCGACACGCCAAGCUGUGCCAAACGACGCGUUCGGCUGUGGCACGGCGCGUUCUUGGCGUGGCUGUGGCUCGUGGGCGUCUUUCUCACCUGCUGCAGGAAGUUGCACCCGGUCACGACUGCGACGCCGAGCUGCUUCUUGAACUCUUCGUGGCACGAGAGCUGCCUCGUGUGCUGGAGGAGAUGGAGCAUCCCUCUUUCGCUUUGGCCGCAUCCCAGAAGACGGAGUGGCGGCAAGUCUUGGCCGAUGCGUGCAGUCGACCGCUGUUUGGUCCGGAUGACUCUGCCACCCUGGCCAAGCGCUUGUCUGUUGCUUGGUCCUUGCCUUUGUGGAUGGCAGAGCGCUGGCUGCAACACCUAGGGCCUCUGUCAGCUUUCCAGCUUGGCCGCUCCAUGUGCCAGCCUGCGAGGAUCACGCUUCGCGUCAACACCCUCCGGACGACCCGAUUGGAGCUUAUGCAGCUGCUUUCAGAGCAUGGGGUCCGCAGCAUCCCAACAGCGGAGAGCCGUUUUGGCCUGUGGCUCCCGGACGGCAGGCCACCCUGUGGGGGCGUUUGGCAGCUUCCGGGCUACAGCCAGGGCCUUUUCGAGGUUCAGGACGAGGGCUCCCAAAUCUUAGCUCUCGCUACAGAGGCCCGUCCCGGGGAGACGGUUCUGGACUAUUGCGCCGGUCGCGGUGGCAAAACCUGGCUGCUCUGUGCCCUCGUGGCCCCACAUGGGCGUGUCACCGCCUGGGAUGUGGACGAAGAUCUCCGCAAGCAGCUGCUGGGAGCUCGAGCCAAACGUGCAUCUGUCGCUGAGCUGUUGGAGGUCGCAGAAACCAAGCCGUCGUCCCAGGCUGACGUGGUGCUCGUGGAUGCCCCUUGCUCCUCGUGCGGCGUUUGGAGGCGGCACCCUUCGCAAAGGUGGGCUCUUCAAGAGUCAGAAAUCGACCGCAUCGCGGCGCAGCAGCUGCAGAUUCUGGAAGAGGCCUCACAGCUCGUCCACGUGGGUGGCCGCCUGGUUUAUGCAACCUGCUCCUUGCUCCGUGCGGAGAACGAUGCCGUCGCCGAGCGCUUCGAACAACUGGCUGGGGAUUGCUUUCGACGUUGGCCUUUCGAGAGCGGCAGGACACGGCACAACUUGUGCUGCAGCCUAAACUACAGCUUACAGAUCGCUAGGACCCCGGACAUCAUGGGUUCCAGGAAGAUCAGAGACAUCUUGCCCCCGAAGAACAUGAAGAGCAUGGCAGAUCUGGACGAGUUCGACGAAGCAGAACGAGCCUUCGAGAACCAGUAUGAGAAGGUCGAACCCUCCUUGUUGGGGGAGGGCACCUACGGCAAGGUCUUCAAAGCGAGAUCGAUUCGCACCGGCGAGCUGGUGGCCAUGAAGCAAAUGAAGAUCGAAAGCACGGAGGAUGGAAUGCCUGGCACUGCCCUGCGCGAAAUCGCUCUUCUGAAGGAGCUCAGGGAUCACGAGAACAUCGUGCGGCUCAUCAAUAUCUUCUACAAGCCCAACAAGUUGGUGCUGGUCUUCGAGUACGUGGAGAACGACCUCAAGAAGUGCUCGCUGCUUCCAAAGCUGAGCUGUUUCGUUGCAAUGUUCUGGCAUUCGACACAGAACUCCAUGCAUGUGGUCAACAGAUAUACCACGGUAGCCGAGUGA